GUGUCUCAUGAAGAACGACCAGUGGCUUCAGAAAUUCGACCAGUGGUUCGUGAAAUUCGACCAGUGGCUCAUGAAGAGCGACCAGUGGCUCCAGAAAUUCGACCAGUGGUUCAUGAAAUUCGACAAGUGUCUCAUGAAGAGCGACCAGUGGCUCCAGAAAUUCGACCAGCGGUUCAUGAAUUUCGACCAGUGUCUCAUGAAGAGCGACCACUGGCUCCAGAAAUUCGACCAGUGGUUCAUGAAAUUCGACCAGUGUCUCAUGAAGUACGACCAGUGGCUCCAGAAAUUCGACCAGUGGUUCAUGAAAUUCGACCAGUGGCUCAUGAAGAACGACCAGUGGCUCCAGAAAUUCGACCAGUGGUUCAUGAAAUUCAACCAGUGUCUCAUGAAGAACGACCAGCGGCUCCAGAAAUUCGACAAGCGGUUCAUGAAUUUCGACCAGUGUCUCAUGAAGAACGACCACUGGCUCCAGAAAUUCGACCAGUGGUUCAUGAAAUUCGACCAGUGUCUCAUGAAGUACGACCAGUGGCUCCAGAAAUUCGACCAGCGUCUCACGAAGUACGACCAGUGGCUCCAGAAAUUCGACCAGUGGUUCAUGAAAUUCGACCAGUGGCUCAUGAAGAACGACCAGUGGCUCCAGAAAUUCGGCCAGCGGUUCGUGAAAUUCGACCAGUGUUUCAUGAAGAACGACCAGUGGCUCAUGAAAUUCGACCAGUGGUUCAUGAAAUUCGACCAGUUACCCAUGAAGAACAACCAGUGGCUCCAGAAAUUCAACCAGUGGCUCAUGAAAUCAAAUCAGUAGCUCACGAAGAACGACCAGUGGCUCCAGAAAUUCAACCAGUGGCUCAUGAAAUUCAACCAGUGGUUCAUGAAAUUCGACCAGUGGCUCAUGAGGAGCGAACAGUGGCUCAUGAAAUUCGCCCAGUGGCUCAUG
Messenger RNA from Eriocheir sinensis (Chinese mitten crab), 934 nucleotides. RefSeq lists its product as uncharacterized. The transcript has 2 exons. The record is from RefSeq and is a predicted model, not a curated record. Bases 8 to 802 code for a protein of 264 amino acids. NCBI's taxonomy places the organism in Eukaryota, Metazoa, Arthropoda, Malacostraca, Decapoda, Varunidae.